Echinostoma caproni is the source of this 948-nucleotide messenger RNA. The record is from the annotation of a GenBank genome assembly. Lineage: Eukaryota; Metazoa; Platyhelminthes; Trematoda; Plagiorchiida; Echinostomatidae.
UUUCUGCCCUAUCCUUUCAAAGAUUCCAGGAAAUCGUCCAAGUCUAACACGCAACGGAAUCAGACUUUGGUGUCAUCAAGAACGGCGGAGGAGAUUGAGUUUUAUUCAGGAAACCCAAUGGUGGAAACCACUGAAGGCAUUAUCCAUGACAGAGGUGCAUACGUUUGCGGAUGGGAUGACGUCAACCAUGCUCUGUAUCUUUUCCGAUUUGUUGGUUUUCGUGGCACCAAUGAGGUAACGCAAUUAGAGGCAAUUGAAGAGUUAAAGGUUGUGAAGAACGAUGCACCCAAUCGGUAUAUGGCACUGCUCAAAUUUCAAACUGAUCAAUUUUACCUCACUUACAACAAUACAUGUUAUAGAAAUGUGGAAUCAGAAGUUUGUCAACUAAUGUAUGUCUCUCAUGUGGAAAAAACUCACCCUGGUCUAGCUUUUCCCACGAAGGAUUUGUUGGAGUUGCCAUCCUGUCCAGUGUGCUUGGAACGAUUGGUGAGUAUAUUGACCACAAUCUUGUGCAAUCACACGUUUCAUGAUCAAUGUAUCGCCCGAGUGGAAGAUUCCACGUGUCCGGUGUGCCGCUACGUCCAGUCCCCGGAAUUGCUGGACGAUCGUCAGUGUGCAGAUUGUGGUACGCGAGAUAAUCUAUGGAUUUGUUUGAUCUGUGGCCGUAUCGGUUGUGGACGGUACGGACAGAAACACGCACAUCGCCAUUUCGAACAAACCGGUCAUACAUUCGCACUGGAAUUGGGCAAAAAUCUGGUAUGGGACUAUGUGGAUGAUGCGUAUGUGCAUCGAUUAGCUGUAAAUCAUGAGGAUGGCAAACUGGUCCAAAGUACGUCGAAGUGGGUCUUUGAGGCACGUUUAAUUCUCAGCUCGUCCAUUCAGUCGGGAAGCACUAUAUUCGAAUUUCGUAAUUGUUGGAGCUCAACAUGUUUGCUAGAAGUAAUCUAA